CGCGCUUUAAUUCAGUCAGUCAUGUAUUCAACUGACUAAUUAGUAACGUGUAAAGGAUAUUUUAUGUAUACAGCAUAAAAUUUGUCUUUAUUUCAAAUACGAAUAGAAUAAGUGUUAGGCGAUGAAGGGCAUACACCUAAUUGCCUUUCUGGCAUCUUGGACCGUGAUCACCGCAAGUAAAUUACCGUUUAUUACCUUUGAAGAAUGUCCAGCGGGGAACCCUUGCCCGCCGGUAUUAAUAGCUCACGAAACGGAUUGUUCGAAAUUCUACGAAUGUCAAAGCGGUCGGAAGGUGUUGCGUUCUUGUGCAGCCGGCCUAUACUUUAGCAAAAAAUGGCAAGGUUGUGUUAAUCGGGAGAUUUCGGAUUGCCCGCCAGUUACUCCUUCUACCACAACUACAACCUCGACACCUCCAUGGACACCCCCUCCUGGCGAAUGCGUUAACGGAGAGCUAAUAAAGCACGAAUGUAAAUGCGAGAAAUUCUACGAAUGCAAAAAUGGUGCAAAAGCUCUGCGUGAAUGUCCAGAUGGCGAAAUCUUUAAUCCUACGACAAAAACUUGUCAACCGGGUGAUAAGGAUACUUGCGAAUUUCCUAAACCUCCAGGCUGCACUGUAGGGACAAAUAAACCUCAUGAAUGCCAAUGCAAAAAAUACUACACGUGCAUACCAGGCGAUCUAUGGGCUUUGCGUGAGUGCGAUGACGGAUGGCACUUUGACAACACGACGUUGAAGUGCAUUGUAGGUGCAGACUGCAACCCGAAACAACCUAUAUGUUAUAAUGGCGAUAGGGAGAAACAUGAAUGUCGCUGCGAUAAAUACUAUGAAUGCGAUAAUGAGGAUUGGAUCGUCAAAAACUGUGCGAAUGGUUUACAUUUUAGCGAGGCUUUGAAAAUAUGCACGGAUCCACUAACGGCUGAUUGCGACGACACUUUAAAACCUGACAUUUGUCCAGUACCUACUCCCGACAAAUGGCCCCACGAGUGCGACUGUAGAUUGUAUUACCAGUGUGUAAAUAACAAGAAGAAGUUAUAUGAAUGCAGUUGGGGAUCCUAUUACGAUAGAAUCAGUCUAAAAUGCAACGCCGCAAAAGAUGUGAAAGAUUGUAGAAACAAGUGGGACGACAGAUGGCUCCCUAAAUACAUUUUUUUGUUCGACACAGAAAUACAUCUAAUUGCCUUCCUGGCAUCUUGGACCGUAAUCACCGCAAGUAAAUCACCGUUUAUCUUUGAUGAUGAUACAUGUCCACCGCAGGACUCUUGUCCGCCGAAAUUAAUAGCUGUCCAAUCGGAUUGUUCGAAGUACUUCGAAUGCCAAAACGGUCAGAAGCAAUUGCGUUCUUGCGCAACCGGCCUAUUCUUUAGCAAAAAGUGGCAUGGUUGCGUCAACCGAGAGAUUUCGGAUUGCCCGGUGUCAAUUGAUGAAUGUCCAGCGGGGACUCCUUGUCCGCCGGUAUUAAUAUCUCACGAAACGGAUUGCUCGAGGUACUACGAAUGUCAAAAUGGUCAGAAGCAAUUGCGUUCCUGCGCAGCCGGCUUGUUCUUUAGCAAAAAGUGGCUUGGUUGUGUCAACCGAGACAUUUCGGAUUGUCCAAUUGUGAAUGAAUGUCCAGCGGGGACUCCUUGCCCGCCGGUAUUAAUAUCUCACGAAACGGAUUGCUCGAGGUACUACGAAUGCCAAAAUGGUCAGAAGCAAUUACGUUCCUGCGCAGCCGGCUUGUACUUUAGCAAAAAGUGGCUUGGUUGUGUCAAUCUGGAGAUUUCGGAUUGCGCAUUUGCUAGCACAACUUCAAACUGGACCCCAACUGUUCCAUGGACCCCUUCUCCUGGUGAAUGCGCUAAUGGUGACCUAUUAAAGCACGAAUGUAAAUGCGAAAAAUUCUACGAAUGCAAAAAUGGUGCAAAAGCUCUGCGUGAAUGUCCUGUCGGCGAAAUCUUUAAUCCUGGAACGAAGUCCUGCCAACCGGGUAGUAAGGAUGAUUGUAUCAUUGGUCCGCCUCCACUUUGCACGAUAGGGCUAAAUAAAGCUCAUGAGUGCCAAUGCCAUAAAUACUAUACGUGUGUAUCAGGCGGUCGAUGGGCCUUACGUGAGUGCCCUAACGGAUGGCACUUUGACGAGACGACGAUGACCUGCAUUGGAGGUGAUUGCCUUCAGAAGCGACUAUAUAUAUGCAAUAAUGGCGAUAAGAUGAGCCACAACUGUGACUGCAAUAAAUAUUAUGCAUGCAUAGGUGAAGAUUGGUAUUUGGAAAAAUGUCCGAGCGGUUUACAUUUUAGCGAGAGUCGGAAAUUCUGUACGAAUCCAGUAGAUGCUGGUUGCUUACCUUGGUAAAAAUGAAAAGUUUUAUAAGCAUUUUUUUAGCGUUUAUGUGAACAUUUUCGAGAUUUCUUUGAGAGUUUCAUAACGUUAAUGGAAAAUUUUUGUAGAGCGGACAUUGCAACGUUGAAAUAUUUGAAAAGCAUUUGUAUAAGAAAAAAAAGAAGGGACGUGAACUGCUUUAGAAUUGUAAAAUUUUCACGUAACGUUAUGUACAGCAUUUUAUAAAUAUUCCGAAAGCAUUCAAAACAUAAUGGCGUGUAAGCGUUUUUACAAAUUUUGAAAGCGUAUAAACUCUCAGAAAACUCUCAUUAAAUGGUUCUCAACGCUUUAUAAAGCUUCUUAUUUUUGUCAAGAAAUUUAAAAAUAUAAUCAGAGAUGACGAUUGCCUAGUAUCUAUUCUCGAAAAAUGACGGGUGUGACUGUAAAUUGUAUUAUCAGUACGAAAAUAAAAAGAAGAAAAUACAUAAUUGCAUUUAUGGAUCCUUCGAUAAUACCAAUGUAAAAUGCCACAAUAAACGUGAGAAACAAUAAAAACAGCUGGAUAAUUAGGUAUAGAUAAUCAUUGAUUUCAGAAAAAGUAUAAAAAAGUUGAGAGUGACGAAGAGUAUGAGAAACACUGUUAAAACUAUAUAUAUAUAUGCUGUUGUAUUUGUAGGAAUUUAGACAAUAUAUAUUUUGUUAAGACAUUUUAAUAAAUCUAAUAAAAAAACAUUUAAUUGUG
This is a messenger RNA of Monomorium pharaonis (pharaoh ant), 3038 nucleotides long. RefSeq lists its product as uncharacterized. The record is from RefSeq and is a predicted model, not a curated record. The transcript has 3 exons. The coding region runs from base 122 to 2329 and encodes 735 amino acids. Lineage: Eukaryota; Metazoa; Arthropoda; Insecta; Hymenoptera; Formicidae. Gene Ontology annotation, molecular function: chitin binding. Gene Ontology annotation, cellular component: extracellular region.